CGCACCCCGACUGACAAACCAAAGAGUGAAUUGAGCAGCGAGUGGAAGAGGGAGGGAAAAAGAAAGAGACGAAAAAAACAUUGAGUGAGAGAAAGAGAAGGAAGCUAACAUUGUAGUUUGACCCGAGCAAUCAGCAAGGCUGCUGUCGACUGAAAAGGAGUUUGUUUCGCGGCGAAACGGAGACCGACUCAGCCACCGGUUGUAGCUAGCCAUCCAUAAACGCGUCUGCAUCUCAACAGCAGCAACCAUGGCGACGGACGCAGACAAGUUCCUGUAUGUGGACCGCAACAUGGUCAACAACCCUCUGGCCCAGGCCGACUGGGCCACCAAGAAGCUAGUGUGGGUGCCAUCUGAGCGGCUCGGCUUCGAAGCAGGCUCUUUGAAGGAGGAGCGUGGCGAUGAAUGCACGGUGGAGCUGGCAGACUCUGGCAAGAAGGUGAAAGUCAACAAGGACGACAUCCAGAAGAUGAACCCGCCCAAGUUCAGCAAGGUGGAAGACAUGGCAGAGCUCACCUGUCUGAACGAGGCCUCAGUGCUGCACAACCUCAAGGAGAGGUAUUACUCUGGCCUCAUCUAUACAUACUCUGGGCUCUUCUGUGUGGUUAUAAACCCCUAUAAGAAUCUGCCCAUCUACUCAGAAGAGAUUGUGGAAAUGUACAAGGGCAAGAAGAGGCAUGAAAUGCCCCCCCAUAUCUAUGCCAUCACUGACACCGCAUACCGGAGCAUGAUGCAGGACCGUGAAGACCAGUCCAUUCUUUGCACAGGAGAGUCCGGUGCUGGGAAGACUGAGAACACCAAGAAGGUCAUCCAGUAUCUGGCCCAUGUAGCCUCUUCUCACAAGACCAAGAAAGACCAGGCGAGCUCGAUCCUGUUACAUGGGGAGCUGGAGAAGCAGUUGCUGCAGGCUAACCCUAUCCUGGAGGCUUUUGGAAACGCCAAGACAGUCAAGAAUGACAACUCAUCCAGAUUCGGAAAAUUCAUCAGAAUCAACUUUGAUGUCAAUGGAUACAUCGUGGGUGCCAACAUUGAAACAUACCUGCUGGAGAAGUCCCGUGCCAUCCGCCAGGCCAAAGACGAGAGGACCUUCCACGUCUUCUACUACAUGCUCACUGGGGCUGGGGACAAACUGCGCUCCGAGCUGUGUCUGGAGGGCUACAACAACUACCGCUUCCUGGUCAAUGGCAACGUGACCAUCCCUGGCCAGCAGGACAAGGACCUGUUCACCGAGACCCUGGAGGCCUUUAGGAUUAUGGGCAUCCCAGAUGAUGAGCAGAUAGGUCUGCUGAAGGUGGUGUCCUCUGUGCUCCAGCUGGGCAACAUGAGCUUUAAAAAGGAGCGUCAUUCGGACCAGGCCUCCAUGCCUGAUGACACAGCUGCUCAGAAGGUCUGCCACCUGAUGGGCAUGAAUGUGACGGACUUCACCCGUGCCAUCCUGUCGCCGCGUAUCAAGGUGGGCCGGGACUACGUGCAGAAGGCCCAGACCCAGGAGCAGGCAGAGUUUGCGGUGGAGGCCCUGGCCAAGGCUACCUACGAGAGGAUGUUCCGCUGGCUGGUGAUGCGCAUCAACAAGGCCCUGGACAAGACCAAGAGACAGGGAGCCUCCUUCAUCGGCAUCCUGGACAUCGCUGGCUUUGAGAUCUUUGAGCUGAACUCGUUUGAGCAGCUGUGCAUCAACUACACCAACGAGAAGCUCCAGCAGCUGUUCAACCACACCAUGUUCAUCCUGGAGCAGGAGGAGUACCAGAGGGAGGGCAUCGAGUGGAGCUUCAUCGACUUUGGCCUGGACCUGCAGCCCUGCAUCGACCUCAUUGAGAAGCCAGCUAGCCCCCCUGGUAUUCUGGCCCUGUUGGACGAGGAGUGCUGGUUCCCCAAGGCCACUGACAAGAGCUUUGUGGAGAAGGUUCUCCAGGAGCAGGGCACCCACCCAAAGUUCCACAAGCCCAAGAAACUGAAGGAUGAGGCUGAUUUUUGUAUCAUCCAUUACGCCGGGAAGGUGGACUACAAGGCAGACGAGUGGCUGAUGAAGAACAUGGACCCUCUGAACGACAACGUGGCCACGCUGCUCAACCAGUCCACUGACAAGUUUGUGUCUGAGCUCUGGAAGGACGUGGAUCGUAUUGUGGGUCUGGAUAAGGUGGCAGGGAUGUCCGAGAUGCCCGGGGCCUUUAAGACUCGCAAAGGCAUGUUCCGCACUGUGGGCCAGCUCUACAAGGAGCAGCUGUCCAAGCUGAUGGCCACACUGAGGAACACCAACCCCAACUUCGUCCGCUGCAUCAUCCCCAACCACGAAAAGAAGGCUGGUAAACUGGACCCCCACCUGGUUCUGGACCAGCUGAGGUGUAAUGGAGUUCUGGAGGGCAUCCGUAUCUGUAGACAAGGCUUCCCCAACCGUAUCGUCUUCCAGGAGUUCAGACAGAGGUAUGAGAUCCUCACGCCCAACUCCAUCCCCAAGGGCUUCAUGGACGGCAAGCAGGCCUGUGUGCUCAUGAUUAAAACGCUGGAGCUGGACCCCAACCUCUAUCGGAUUGGCCAGAGUAAGGUGUUCUUCAGAGCUGGAGUACUGGCUCACCUGGAGGAGGAGAGAGACAUGAAGAUCACUGAUGUCAUCAUCAGCUUCCAGGCGUGGUGCAGAGGCUAUGUGGCCCGCAAGGCCUUUGCCAAGAGACAGCAGCAGCUGACUGCCAUGAAGGUGAUUCAGAGGAACUGUUCUGCCUACCUGAAACUCCGGAACUGGCAGUGGUGGAGACUCUUCACAAAGGUGAAGCCCCUGCUGCAGGUGAGCAGGCAGGAGGAGGAGAUGCAGGCCAAGGAUGACGAGCUGUUAAAGGUCAAGGAGAAGCAGCAACAUGCGGAGCUGCUGCUGAAGGAGAUGGAGGUCAAACAGCACCAGCUGGGUGCUGAGAAGCAGGCCCUGCAGGAGCAGCUCCAGGCGGAGACGGAGCUGUGUGCCGAGGCUGAGGAGAUGAGGGCUCGUCUGGCCGCCAAGAAGCAGGAGCUGGAGGAGAUCCUCCACGACCUGGAGGCCCGUGUGGAAGAGGAGGAGGAAAGGGCCACACAGCUGAUGACGGAGAAGAAGAAGAUGCAGCAAAACAUCACGGACCUGGAGCAACAGUUGGAUGAAGAGGAGGCGGCCAGACAGAGGCUCCAGUUGGAGAAGGUGACCACAGACUCCAAGCUGAAGAAGAUUGAGGAGGAGGUCAUGGUGCUGGAAGACCAGAACAACAAACUUCUGAAGGAGAAGAAACUGAAUGAAGAGCGUAUCUCUGAGUUCACCACUAACCUGGCUGAGGAGGAGGAGAAGUCCAAAAGCCUGCAGAAACUCAAGAACAAGCAUGAGGCCAUGAUCACUGACCUGGAGGACCGCCUGCGCAGGGAGGAGAAGAGCCGCCAGGAGCUGGAAAAGAACCGGCGUAAGCUGGAGGGGGACUCUACUGAUCUCCUUGACCAGAUAGCUGAGCUCCAGGCCCAGAUCGCUGAGCUCCGUGCCCAGCUGGCCAAGAAGGAGGAAGAGCUGCAGGCAGCACUUGCCAGGAUCGAGGAAGAGGCGGCCCAGAAGAACUUGGCCCAGAAGAAGAUUCGAGAGAUGGAGGCCCAGCUGUCUGAGCUGCAGGAGGACCUGGAGCUGGAGCGGGCUGCCCGCGCUAAGGCUGAGAAAAACCGCAGGGACCUGGGAGAGGAACUGGAGGCGCUCAAAACCGAGCUGGAGGACACACUGGACUCUACAGCUGCCCAGCAGGAGCUCAGGACCAAGCGUGAGACAGAGGUGAACCAGUUGAAGAAGGUUCUGGAAGAAGAGGCCAAGGUCCAUGAGCAGCAGGUUGUCGAGAUGAGACUGAAACACAGCCAGGCCUUUGACGAGCUGAAUGAGCAACUGGAGCAGGCCAAGAGGAACAAGGUGUCGGUGGAGAAGGCCAAGCAGGCCCUGGAGAGUGAGAGGAAUGAGCUGGCUAUAGAGCUGCAGACUCUGAUGCAGGGGAAGGGGGAUUCGGAGCAUCGCAGAAAAAAGGCUGAGGGCCAGGUCCAGGAGCUGCAGGUCAAACACGCCGAGAGCGAGCGCCAGAGAGUGGAGCUGUCUGAGAAAGUGGCCAAGCUGCAGGCUGAGUUGGAGACAGUCAAUGGUUUGCUCAACGAGGUGGAGGGCAAGUCCAUUAAGGCAUCCAAAGACUGUUCUGCUGUGGAGUCACAGCUGCAGGACGUACAGGAGCUGCUCCAGGAAGAGACCCGUCAGAAGCUGUCCAUGGGCACUCGCCUUCGUCAGCUGGAGGACGAACAGAACGCUCUGAGGGAACAGCUGGAGGAGGAGGAGGAGGGCAAGAGGAACGUGGAGAAGCAGCUCCUCGCCGUGCAGUCUCAGUUGGCGGAGAUGAAGAAGAAGGUGGAGCAGGAGGGGGCCUGUCUGGAAAGCGCAGAGGAGGCAAAGAAGAGGCUGCAGAGAGAUCUGGAAGGCCUCAGCCAGCGUAUGGAGGAGAAGUGCAGUGUCUUUGACAAACUAGACAAGACCAAAACACGUCUGCAGCAAGAGCUUGACGACAUGGUCGUGGAUCAGGACCACCUCAGACAGAUUGUGUCCAACCUGGAGAAGAAGCAGAAGAAGUUUGACCAGAUGCUGGCUGAGGAGAAGACCAUCUCAAGCCGUUAUGCUGAGGAGAGGGACAAGGCUGAGGCAGAGGCCCGAGAGAAGGAGACCCGGGCCUUGGCUCUGACCCGUGAGCUGGAGUCCCUCAGAGACAUGAAGGAUGAGCUGGACCGUGCCAACAAGCUGCUUCGUGCUGAGAUGGAGGACCUGGUCUCCUCCAAGGAUGAUGUCGGCAAGAGCGUCCAUGAGCUGGAGAAGUCCAAGCGUGGCAUGGAGCAGCAGCUGGAAGAGAUGAGGACUCAGCUGGAGGAGCUGGAGGACGAGCUGCAGGCCACGGAGGACGCCAAGCUGCGUCUGGAGGUCAACAUGCAGGCCAUGAAGGCCCAGUAUGAGAGAGACCUGGCAGGACGAGACGAGAUGGGCGAGGAGAAGAAGAGACAGCUGAUCAAACAGGUGAGGGAGAUGGAGUUGGAAUUGGAGGAUGAGAGGAAGCAGCGCUCUGUUGCUGUGGCAGCACGUAAGAAGCUGGAGCUGGACCUGAAGGAGUUGGAGGCAGCCAUCGACAUGGCCAACAAGAACCGGGAUGAGGCCCUGAAACAGCUCAAAAAGCUCCAGGCCCAGAUGAAGGAGCUGCUCAGGGAGCUGGAAGACACUCGUAUGUCCAGAGACGAGAUCAUGGCCCAGGCCAAGGAGAACGAGAAGAAGCUCAAGAGCAUGGAGGCCGACAUGAUCCAGAUGACAGAGGAGCUGGCGGCUGCAGAGCGUGUGAAGAGACAGGCCCAGCAAGAGAGAGACGAGCUGCAGGAUGAGAUCAACAACCAGGCUGCCAAGAAUGCUCUGGUUGCGGAGGAGAAGAGGAGGCUGGAGGCUCGUAUUUCACAGCUGGAGGAGGAGUUGGAAGAGGAGCAGUGUAACACGGAGCUGGUCAACGACAGGCUGAAGAGGGCCCUGCUGCAGACUGACCAGACAAAUGUGGAGCUGACGGCAGAGCGCAGUACUUCCCAGCGCCUGGAGGGGGCACGCUCCCAGAUGGAGCGCCAGAACAAGGAGCUGAAGCUGAAGCUGCAGGAGCUUGAGGGGACUGUCAAAUCCAAGUACAAGGCCACUAUCGCCGCCCUGGAGGCCAAGAUUGCUCAGCUGGAGGAGCAGGUGGACAUAGAGACAAAGGAGAGGCAGCAGGCAUCCAAGCUGGUGCGUCGCACCGAGAAGAAGCUGAAGGAGGUCAUCCUCCAGGUGGACGACGAGAGACGCAACACAGAGCAGUACAAAGACCAGUCGGACAAGCUGAACUCUCGUAUGAAGCAGCUGAAGAGGCAGUUGGAGGAGGCUGAGGAAGAGGCCCAGAGGGCCAACGCCAACCGCAGGAAACUGCAGAGGGAGCUGGAGGACGCCACAGAGUCCGCCGACGCCAUGAACCGCGAGGUCAGCACCCUCAAGAGCAAGCUCCGGCGUGGCGACCUCCCCUUCACCGUGCGUCGCAACUUCAGCCGUGCCGGCAUAGAGAGUGACGAGGAGAGCGAGCCCAAGAGCGAGACCCCCGAGCCCAAGCCUGAAUGAGCAGUCCCGGAUCCCCCGUCUGACCGCAGCGGUCAUACACAGCCACUUAACCAGGGACACAAACAUCACCAUACUGUAUGAUUUAGAGGCAGGAAAUGGGCGUGUUCCUCAGUCUCUCUCAGCCCCUAUGGGGGGGAGACUUGACAAUCUAUGUACAUGUAUUCCACAAACGUAUACAUGCAAGCCAAUACAACAUAGUACUUCAGACAAUCAUCACAUACUGACACACGCUGCGCUUUCAAACUUGUGGGCCAAACGUCUUCUGUUAUGCUUCGUUCUCUGGGAAAAAUUCAUGAUAUUUUUGUAAGGAAACAUUCCAGUUAUAAUAGUUAUAAUAUAGUCCUUGAAUGGAUCUAUUUUUUUAACUGAAGAAAGAACGAAUGAAAUAAAAAAAAAUAAUAAAAAAAAUGGAGGACUACUCGAAGGGGACCAAAGGAAUAUCGCUAUCUAUAGAUUUGUAUUUUAUUCUAAGGUUUUAUAAUGGUUAAGUAUAUAAGUACUACACGUCUUAAUGGCUCUUGCUCACACACAUCAAUUUGUGUUCAAUUAUACUGUAUACAUUUAGUUGUGGAUAGUACUUAAAAAAAUGAAUAUGAUUUUGGUGGUAACAAAAUUGUCGAUCUGCUCACUUCAUUUAGAGACGCAAUGUACAAAAAAUGCAAUUGGAAAAUUGCAUAUUUAUGUACAAACAUUUGAUUGUGCUAAGACUCUGGAUUUGAAAUGAUUUGCCUGCAUUGGUGCAUCAAAAUUAAGACAUUGAUAGAAAUGGCAGAGGCUCCUUGAAUAUAAGAGUAUAAAGAAAUUGAGGAAUUGCAAGCUCAUCUAUACAUGCCAACACACACACACACGCACUAAAGCCUUAUACACGGUUAAAUCCUAUUGUUCAAGGUUGUUUCCUGGAUCUAUGUAUUGAUUUUUAUAUGCAUUUCUUUACUACUACUUUCAAUGUUUCUAUUGAUGCACAGGGCCAAGCUUAAUGGGUGGUGGGGUAGUUUAUUACUCACAGCACACUUUUCUCAGAGCACUGCUUGGUGGGAUGUAGGGACUGGCUGAAAAGACUAAACCCAGUCAUUUGGGACACAUGGUUUUAAAUGUUGCAGUACCAUAGUCUACCACGCUUAAUCCUAAUGGGAUCCUAUUCUUUUGCUGACAAAAAAAGAAUGGGAUGAUGACAACUCACUGUUGAUAUGCCUGGCCAGGUGUUAGUAAUCCCCUGUGAAGGGAUGGGGUGUGGUAGAUUACUGAUGGUGCAUUAGGUCUGGGUCUGGGUGAGACUGAUUCCCCCCCCCCCAGGCUGUGCUCAGGUUUGGCUUUUUUGCUCACACUGCUGGGAAGUGAGAGGAAUUUCCCAGCAUUUGUUAAUGGUGGAUUACCAACAAAUGAUCUCUUUCUCACUUAAAAUUAAAAAAAUGGAAUUAUGGAGGAAAAAUAAUAACCUGAAUUGUGUAUUGUUAAUUUUUUUUUUUUCUGCAGCUCUCACAAUGGAAUCUUGAGACGAGUUGUGAAUUGUUGGUAUUACUGCAAUAAAGAUGGCUUUCUAAACUGCUA
Esox lucius (northern pike) is the source of this 7681-nucleotide messenger RNA. RefSeq names its product myosin, heavy chain 9b, non-muscle (gene myh9b). The coding region runs from base 248 to 6133 and encodes 1961 amino acids. Gene Ontology annotation, molecular function: cytoskeletal motor activity; actin filament binding; ATP binding. NCBI's taxonomy places the organism in Eukaryota, Metazoa, Chordata, Actinopteri, Esociformes, Esocidae. The transcript has 41 exons. Gene Ontology annotation, cellular component: myosin complex. The record is from RefSeq and is a predicted model, not a curated record.